Molecule: messenger RNA, 852 nt
Organism: Cladocopium goreaui
Lineage: Eukaryota; Dinophyceae; Suessiales; Symbiodiniaceae
Source: the annotation of a GenBank genome assembly
AUGGCAGUUGAGGCAAAGACUUGGCGCGGCUUGCGCCAUGGCUUGGCGCCACCCGAGGAGACGAACGCCGCCAGGAUUGGCUCAGCAGUGGUGGCGGCCCUUCAGUCGAUGCACGACAAGGGCCUCGUCCAUGGUGACCUUCAUUUGCACAACAUCGGAAUGAAAGAUGCGCACAGCAAGCAGCCAAUAGUGCAACUGAUCGACUUCGGAAGAUCUGCCAGCAAGGCUGCGGUAACGGGCCCCUGUGGGGAUGCCUUCCGCGCGGGGCAUGAAUAUGAUGUGUGCAGAUUCAUUCGCGAGCUUUGCUCAGCGUUUGAUGAGUUGCAGCGUGACUUUGAGGAUGUCGUGCAGGAGUGUCAGAAAGAGCUGCGAGAACUGAAAAGAUCCAAAGAGACAGAAGCACCGGAAACUGAUUGGCAGUUGCACCAUGCACGCCAGCUGGCUGGCUUGCAAGCGUUCUUGGAGGAAGAGCCCAAGGGCCUUGAGAAUGCAGAGCUGGCCUUCAACACUGUGCUAGCUGCAGUGUGGUACUAUGUCACAGUCAAGCUAGACAUGGUGGCGGAUGGCCCCAUUUCGGUGAAGAACCGUCGGCUGCGACAAGCCUGCAAGAGGAGGGAGUCAGCCACCUACAAGAUCUACUUCAAAUCGGAUUUGUUUUGGGGAGACUGCAGCUGAUGCUGGUGACCACGGCAACCGGUGGUUUUCUAGUGCGGUGCACUGUCGAACCGGGGCAGCCGUGUGGGGUGGAACAGAGUGGAAAGGAGGGGAGGUGCAAAAUCUCUGCUCAGUUCCAAUGGAUUUCUAUGACUUUUCGAUCUUCCUAAUUGGUGUCGCAGCUGAUUUCAGAUGAAC